CGCAAAAAGUGUCAUCACCACUUUGACAGAGUGGAGCAAAAUAUUACAUUCGUCGAAGAAAAUAGAAAAAUAAAGAAAAAUCUUUUUUCGUGGUGCUCUGCUCAGGUGUAGCCGAAAGCCUAAUCAAAAUACAAAAUGGGUGGACAUGGUCACCAUGGGGAACAUCAUGCUCCGUAUAAAGUGCCGAAAGCUGACAUUUACAAGGUAGCCGAUUCUAAAGAAUUAUUGGAAGUCCAAGAGGCGCUGGCAAGACGAGGAUUGAAGGAUCCAUGGCUACGGAACGAAGUAUGGCGCUACAAUGUGAAAGAAUUCAGCACAACCAACAGGCGACUGGCUAAAUUCAUGUUUCGAGGCUUACCACUCGGAUUGGCAUUGACUGUUGCCACCGUUGCAGUUGAAUUUGCUUUGAGUAGCAAUGAUGAACAUGGCCAUGGUCAUGGGCAUGACGGUGGUCAUCAUUAGAGUUUAGUUUCCGAGAACUGUUGUGAGCGCGAUGAGUAGAAUUGAAAAUAAUAAAAAAAAAAAUCCAAAAAAUUUA
This is a messenger RNA of Bradysia coprophila, 538 nucleotides long. RefSeq names its product NADH dehydrogenase [ubiquinone] 1 beta subcomplex subunit 3 (gene ND-B12). The record is from RefSeq and is a predicted model, not a curated record. Gene Ontology annotation, biological process: electron transport chain; mitochondrial respiratory chain complex I assembly. Lineage: Eukaryota; Metazoa; Arthropoda; Insecta; Diptera; Sciaridae. Gene Ontology annotation, cellular component: respiratory chain complex I; mitochondrion.